GAAUUGCACGAUUGAAAGUCGAACGCUUCGGGUCCAGCCAGGUCCAAUGGGUGUUUGUUGAGGUGUUUGUUAAUCGGGUGCGACGUGGACUGACUUUUUGUCGAAGGAGCUGGGCUACGCUGAGUUUUCUUUGACCUCGAGGUUUCUUUUUGCUGCCUUCUCCGUUUGGCACCUUGUUCCGAUCGACGCCGUCCUCGUGCACCUAACAGUAUAGAAAAGGAGCCAAUUGAUUGCACCGUUGGCUGGCGCGCCAAAGCAGCUCCCUGAAGUCGGCAAGCUGGAGCGCUCGUUCUGGGGGCGGGAAAAGACGGGUCGAUCGAGGCAGGGUAGCGGCGUUGUGUGUGGUGUUUGCCGGGCCCGAGUGGCUGGCACGCCUGGGCUGUAGCCACCAUGGACGAGGACGAAAGGGAAUCGAACGCGAGCUCCGAAAAUGAGCAGGACGAGGUGAUGGAGGAUGUCGACGCGCCCGAGCAAGAUAAGGACAACGAGGACGACGAUCACGACCACGACCACGACCACGACCACGACCACGACGGGGACGACGACGGCGCCGACAAGCAGGCGCAGGACGACCGCGUGCCCAAGCGCAUGUCCAAGGAGGGCUCCGGGCGCGAGGCGGGCGCGGCGGCGGCGGCGGCGUCGGGGGCGUCGGGGGCGGCGGCGGCGGCAGAAAAGCUCCCAGAGACAGGCGAGCUCGGGGCAGCGGCAGGGCCCAAAGCGCGAUGGCAGUACCUGGCGCCCGAACGUGUCACUGCGCGGCUCUACGACAUUGUGCCGACCAUGGCGGCGCCGCAGGCGACGAGCAUCAACGCCUUCGCGGCCACGCCCGACCUGCGCCUCUGGAUUACGGGCGGGACCGACGGCUACGUUCGCAAGUACGACGGCAUCGGCACCAUCAACGGCAAGCAGCUGCUCACCGUGGCGCAGCGGCACCCCUUUGUCGACUCGGUCGUCAAGGCCGGCAUCCUCAUGUCGUACUGGGAGAACGAGGAACCACCGGGCGUGGGUGGGGCGGCCUCUGGCAGUGGGACGGCGGCUGGCGGCGGGGGCGCGGCGGCGGGCGGGGGUGCGGCGAGCAACGACCACAUCCUCAGCCCCGUCUACUCGCUAGCGGUGCACUCGCAGGGACUCUGGGUGCUGUCGGGCACCGAGGGCGGGGGCAUCAACCUGUCGAGCGCGCGGCACGACGAGGGCAAGCGCAUCGCCUGCCUGGCCAAGCACUCGAGCGCCGUCAGCGUGCUGACCAUGCUGCCCGACGAGAAGUCGGUGCUUAGCGGUAGCUGGGAUAAGACCAUCGCCGACUGGGACCUCAACAACGGCGAGGUGCGCCGCCGCUUCGAGGGUAGCGGCGGCCAGAUCUCGGCCGUCGAGCUGCGGCCCUCGGGCGGCGCGCUGAUCCCCCAGGCCGCAUCGUACGGCAUAGACCCGCUCGGGCCCAGGCGGGACUUUGGUGGCGGUGGUGGCAGCACCAUCAGCGGCAACAACGACCAGCCCUUUCGCAACGGCGUCGGCUCGAGUAACGGUGUACGCGGCGGCGCGGCGACGAACGGUGGCGGCGUAGCUGGUACGGGGGGUGAUGGUGGUGGUGGCGGCGGCGGCAGCGGCGGCGCCGAGGGCGUGGGCUCGGGGUUUGCGCAGAGCGCGUCGCCGGCGCACGAGUCGCUGUUCGGCAGCCCGGCCGGGUCCCUGUUUGGCGAGGACAACAUGGGCGGCGACGGCAACGGAAAUGUCUUUGGGGACGACGACGACGACUUUGGGGAGAUGGACAUGAACGGCGGACAGGGAGGCGGCGACGUGGUCAUGGGCGGGACGGACGGGACGGACGCGGGGCCCGGUGCUGGUGCCAGUGACGGACCGGCUUCGGCCAAGGCACCCGCGCCUCCUGCAAAGGCAGACGGGGCAGACGGGGCAGACGGGGCUGACGGGAAGAACAGCGCUGCGGUCAACAGGAACAGCGAGUCGUCGGCGUCGUCGCACACUAGCACCGUCAAGGACAGCCAGCCGGCGGCAGGAUCGGGACAGGACGACGCAACAGCAGCAGCAGCAGAGGCGGCCAAGCCGUCGUCGCCCAAGCAGCAGCGGCGGCAGUCCCAGGCAGGGUCGUCGGCCAUGGUGCUGACGUCUGCGACGACUCGGCACGUGGACCCCACGCAGUCGUCGGACCAGAUAUUCGCGGCGUCGUCCAUGGACGGCACCAUCCGCAUCUGGGACCGACGCAUGCAGAACCCGGCGGCGCGCAUCGGGCUCCGGCAAGGCUUACCCCCUUGGUGCAUGGGCUGCUGCUGGAGCCCCGACGGCAACAACCUGUACGCGGGCCGGCGCAACGGCACGGUCGAGGAGUACAGCAUCCACAAGGCGCGGGCCGGCUGGCUGCCCGAGCGCGCGCUCAAGCUGCCCGCGGGCAGCGGGCCCGUCAGCUGCGUGCGCGCCAUGCCCAACGGCCGCCACCUCGUCGUGGCCUCGCACGACAUCCUGCGCCUGUACGACCUGCGUGACUCGUCGGCCUUCAAGGGUUCGUCGGUGCCCUUCCUCAUCGUGCCCGGCCCGCCCCGCGCCGGCGUCAUCUCGCAGCUGUACGUCGACCCCACGGCCCGCUUCAUGGUGUCGACGGCGGGCACGCGCGGCUGGGACGGCACUUCGACCGAGACGCUGGUGGGCUACGAGAUUAACGUGGCGAGCUGAGCUGGGGGUUGGGGUGUCGGGGCGUUGGGGUGUUGGGCUGCAUGUUGAUGAUGUGUGCGUGUGUGGGUUGGAUGGGCAGGCUUGGAUAUAUCUAUGUAGUUUUUUUUAGCAACGUCCACUUUAGGUUCCCCUUUUUGUCUUGUGAUAUCAAUCUUCAAUGCUUUAGUUCUUGCUUACCGACACGGCAAAUUACCGUUUCCUUCAUAUGCUUUUUCCUUCCCACCACUACCACGAUUGUUUACUGCUAAAGCACCCACCCUUACCCUGUACCGUUUGUACCUUUUCAGUUUUGGCUACCCGAUUUUGCUUUUUGCUUUACGCUUAACUUUGCUAAUUGCCUUCGAGCUACCUUGUACUUUAUGCUUUUACCGC
This is a messenger RNA of Gaeumannomyces tritici R3-111a-1, 3054 nucleotides long. RefSeq names its product transcription factor SPT8. The record is from RefSeq and is a predicted model, not a curated record. The transcript has 2 exons. NCBI's taxonomy places the organism in Eukaryota, Fungi, Ascomycota, Sordariomycetes, Magnaporthales, Magnaporthaceae. Bases 391 to 2682 code for a protein of 763 amino acids. Gene Ontology annotation, molecular function: protein binding.